GGCAGCUAGUCAUGCAGGCUUUAAAUACAGAUUUGACGGUUCACAAUUUACUCCCAGGCACUAAGAAAAUAUUCUACCACAACCAGACCUGCAUUACUUCACCUCCAACUUGUAGCUAGUCCUAGUGCCCUCAGAUAAAAUGAACAAGCUAACACCUUUGUUAUUGGCAUGUAUACUUGUACCAUUAGUGCUCUCAGCAACAGUCAAAACAUUUGAUUGGAGUUUUGAAAACACAGAGGAGGCUGCCAUUUCAAAUGAAGAGGACUCAAUACUGAACAAUGAAGAAUUCUUGGAAGCUGAAAGGCCAGAGACGGAUGUCAUGAAUUUUCCUCAGUCAGACACAGUUCCUGGUGUAAUACCACAACCAGAUUCAGAACUGCCAACUUGCCUCUUGUGUGUGUGCUUGACUGGCUCAGUGUAUUGUGAAGAAAUCCUCAUUGAUGUGGUUCCUCCACUGCCAAAAGAGACAGCCUACCUGUAUGCACGCUACAACAAAAUUAAAAGGAUUAACGCAAAAGAUUUUGCAAACUUUCCUACUUUGAAAAGAAUUGACCUGACUGGAAAUUUGAUUGAAGAGAUAGAAGAGGGGGCCUUCUCAAAGCUCCCUCAGCUUGAGGAGCUUUCACUUGCUGAAAACAAAUUGACCAAACUUCCUGGCCUGCCUCCUAAACUGACUGUUUUCAAUGCAAAUUAUAACAUGCUCAAAAGCAGAGGAGUGAAAGCCAACGCUUUCAGGAAACUCACCAACCUGUCCUAUCUCUACUUAUCCAACAAUCAGCUGGACAGCGUGCCUCUUCACCUGCCCGAGAGCCUGCGCAUUCUACACCUGCAGAACAACAACAUAACUUCAAUCUCAGACGAAACGUUCUGCAAGGGAAACAGCACCAACUAUAUUCGUGAACAAAUGGAGGAGAUCAGACUGGAUGGUAAUCCAGUUUUGCUGGCCAAAUACCCAAACAGCUUCAUCUGCCUGAAAAUGCUGCCUGUUGGAAGUUACUUCUAAACCAGCCUUGUAAAUAGAAAGGAACCCCAUAAUCUAACCAAAGUAGGCUAUAUGCAAGAUGCAUUCAAGACAGUAAGCACUUUGUCUUUGGUGUUUUAAAACUGUUGUUUAAAAUGUCAUGUUUUAAAAUAAUAAUAAUAAUAAUAAUAAUAAUAAUAAAACAACAAUUUUUGUUUGCACAACUUGUCAUUUUCAGAUGCAAACAUCAUCAGUUUCUAUUUGUCAGGGUUGGCUUUAUGAACUCUUACAUUAUGUUUUGCAAUUUUAAUUUAUUUUUUUUUUGUGUGUAUUUGUUUUUGUUAACUUCAAAACACAUUUAUGCGCAGAAUUUGAACUCCUAAAUUCUUAUUUCACCUGUUACUACCUGUAAAACUAUUUCAGACCAAAUUACAGAAAACAACCAUAACUUCUAAGUACAUGCUUCAGUGUACUUCUCAUACAUUUAUAAUGCCUUCCAACAUUAUCUUCUUAUAGAAAGUGUAAAUACAUCAAUAUCUUGAACACUGCCGAUUUCAGAAGUGCAUAAAGAGCACAAGAUAUAGGAAAAUACAUUAUUUUACCUUGUGGGCACUCAGUCUUGAGGUAGGAUUUAAGCUUAAGCGCUUAAAGUGUCAUAUAUGUAAUGUGAUAUUAUCAUUAUCUUUCUCUCUCUCUCUCUCUAUAAAUGAUACAUAUAUAUAUAAAAUAAUCAGUGCUAUUUUUGGUUUUAAAAUUUGUAUGUACCCAUUCUUGUUAAAGUACUGCAUUUGUAGAAAAUAACUACCUAUCACAAGCAUUAAGAGCUACAGGGUGUAUACAACGUUUGUUUGUUUUUUAAUGAUAAUUUUUUAAGUUAAGACCAUUAAAAUGGUAUUAGAUAUUGAAUUACUAAAGCAGCUGUACUGAAAGGUUAAAAUUGACUUAUUGGCUAUGUCUGUUGGCUUCCAGAUUCAGUCUGUGAUCCAAGUAAAUAAUGGAAUUGGGUCCACAUUGCUUUUGUAGCUUGGUUUCCACGUCUUCGAAUUGUAAUCAGUUGAUGGAAUAAGUUAAUAUGCUGAUCCUUUUGCCAGUUUUCUACUCAUCAUACAAACCUCUACUGAAAUCAAUAUAAAAAUGUAAACAAUACCAUAAAAAGGCAAUAAGCAAGGCCUUUGUUUUAUUUUCUCUUAUUCUGGGAAUAUCUGAUGACUGUCAGACAGGAAAACCACCUAAAAAAGUUGUAAAUCGUGCAUUUUACCGUUUUUAAAUAAAGUGUGAAAUACAAAGAAAUCUGUAAUAAAGUUUAAUAACCUUAUAACAAA
This is a messenger RNA of Polyodon spathula (Mississippi paddlefish), 2283 nucleotides long. Its product is annotated as mimecan-like. Gene Ontology annotation, molecular function: protein binding. Bases 140 to 1003 code for a protein of 287 amino acids. NCBI's taxonomy places the organism in Eukaryota, Metazoa, Chordata, Actinopteri, Acipenseriformes, Polyodontidae. The record is from RefSeq and is a predicted model, not a curated record. The transcript is spliced from 6 exons.